Molecule: messenger RNA, 3035 nt
Organism: Purpureocillium takamizusanense
Lineage: Eukaryota; Fungi; Ascomycota; Sordariomycetes; Hypocreales; Ophiocordycipitaceae
Exons: 3
Coding region: 268-2037 (589 amino acids)
Biological process (GO): polyamine biosynthetic process
Molecular function (GO): thermospermine synthase activity
Source: RefSeq, a predicted model, not a curated record
CGACAGCGAAUGAAACGUGUGACGUCCGUUCCUCCUCGUGGUGGUAGGUAGCAGAAUCGCCAGGCGCGUCUCGCUUCGAGAACAACGCCCGUCGAUUUUUUUUGUCUUCGAGGUGAAAUGACAGAUCAAUUGCUGGCCCAGGCGACAUUCAACUUCAAAGCUUCCCCUCGCCCAUCGCUCAAGUCAAGAGACGCGGCCAUCCUCCCAUAUCCGACCAGCUAGCUUCGCCCCCAAAACUACUCUCCUCCCCCCCCCUUUCAACGCCAAAUGGCCGGAGGACAAGCCAGCAGCAAGCCGUCGUCGACGCCGGCGGACGAUGCCCUCUCUCCGCAGCGCUUCGAGCGGGAGCUCAAGAGCCUCGCGGCCAAGGCCCGGAGCGACACGUGGGCGGGCCGGACGCGCAGGCAGCUCGUCGUCUACCUCCGGGCGGCGCUCCUGCUGGCGCUGCUGGGCGUCUACUCCAACGUCUCGCAGCUCAACCUGUCGCCCGUGUACGGGGCCAUCCCCGCGGCCAUCUGGCACUCAAAGGUCCUCAUGGCGGGCUGCUUCGCGGGCUGGGCCGGCAACGAGGCGCUGCGGCGGUCCCUCCCCGUGAGCGCCGCGCAGGCCCUCCCGCUCGUCGCGCUGUACACGCCCGCGCUGCAGUUCUUCCUCGCGGGCCUCAGCGGGCGGCUCGGCGCGCAGUGGGGGCCCGUCGCGACCGAGGCGCUGACGCUGUUCCCGCUCGCGGCCCUGACCGCCGCCGCCGUGGCCGACGACCUCGAGGGGGACGGCGGCGGCGGCGGCGCGCGCCUCACCAUGCUGCCGGGGUUCGUGGCCGACGCGGCUCCCGGUCUCGGCUCCUGGGGCAUGCUCAAGCUCGUGGAGCAGCGCGCGGGCGAGCACCUGCGCGCCAACAUGGGCCGCGCCGUCGCCGUGUACACGCGCCUCGGGCUGGAGCUCCUCCUGGGCGUCGCGUACGCCGUGGUGGCGCGCUCGCGGUUCCUCGUCUACGCGGCGCCGCCGCUGCUGCACACGCUCGUCGCGAACCCGCACGUCGCCUCCCCCGCCGCCACGCAGGCCCUCGUCAGCCGCAUGAUGUCGGACAACUGGCUGCUCAUCGAGCGCCGCGAGUCCGUCACGGGCUACCUCUCCGUCGUGCAGAACAUGCGCGAGGGGUUCCGCGCCCUGCGCUGCGACCAUAGCCUCCUCGGCGGCAACUGGGUCCAAGCGGCGGCGGACGGCGACGUCUCGGAGCCCAUAUACGGCGUCUUUGCCAUGCUCGAAGCUGUGAGGCUGGCGGAGAGCGCCAAGCCCGUGGCCGACGAGGACGCCCAUGCCCUGGUCGUCGGCCUGGGCGUCGGCACCACGCCCUCGGCCUUUGUCACUCUCGGCAUCAACACGACCGUGGUCGAGAUUGACCGCUCCGUCUACGAGCUGGCCGCAAAGUACUUCCAGCUCAAGGAGAACAACCCGCCCGUCAUUGCCGACGCUGUGAGCUACACGGCCGCCCUGGCUGCUUCGGCCCCGGAGACGUACGACUACAUCGUCCACGACGUCUUCACCGGCGGCGCAGAGCCCGUGGAUCUGUUUACGCUCGAGUUCUUCCAGGGUCUCGCGGCGCUGCUCAAGCCCGACGGCGCUGUCGCCAUUAACUACGCCGGCGACCUCAGCCUGCCGACGCCGAAGCUCAUCUACCGCACAAUCAAGCACGUCUUCCCCACCUGCCGCAUCUUCCGCGAGUCGCCCGUCGACGCCGAGGCGGCCAAGGGCCACGCGCCCGACUUCACCAACCUGGUCAUCUUCUGCAAGAAGACGGCCGGGCCGCUGAGGUUCCGCGCGCCGACCGCCCGCGACCUCCUGCGGAGCCCGGCCAGGGAGGAGUUCCUGGCCCUGAAGCACGAGGUGGCCCAGGACGUGCUGCUGUCCGGCGAGGACGCCUCCGUGCUGUCGCGCAACGACACGAGCGCCGUGGUCAAGUGGCACGAAACGAGUGCCUUGGGUCACUGGGCCAUUAUGCGGAAUGCCCUACCAGACAUGGUGUGGGAGCAGUGGUGAUGUGGAUUUUAAAGAGCUUUUUUUCUCUUCUUUCUUUUGCCAGCAUAAGCGUAAAAAUUAACUGCUUGCUCUGGAGGUGCGUGCAUUGCACGCGCGCGCGUACUACAACGAAAACUGAGGAGCCACACCAUGCCCGCGCGAUUCCAUUAUGCAGGUCACUCUUGAUGCCCCUCUUGACAAACCUUGAUCCCCCCCCCUCCCCUCCCCCUCUUAUUCUAUUCAGACUUCUUGUUCGCCGCUUUGAGCGCCACCUCCUUGCUGUCCCUGCUGAACUCGUCGAAGAAUUCGGACGCAUACUUGGGCAGGGCGAUGCGGUUGUGCCCACUGGGGACAGGCUCGCCCAUGGUGGAGUAGAUGGGCACUACACCCGUCCACACCUUGUUGAGGGCAUCUUCGUCUUCGAGGUCGUGCUUAUCGUCAUUGACGCCCCCGUCGCGGAACUUUGCGCUGCCCGAGGCGAUCCUGACGCGGAGGAUGCUCGUGCUCUGCAUCUCGGCGCCCGUGGGGGGCAGGCGUGUGUUGUGCCAGCGCUGGGGCACGACGCUAUCGGUGAUGAGCUCCAUGGCGUAGAGCUUCUCGGCGUCGUCGGUGACGAGGGCGGCGUGCCCGAAGAGCACGGCGGAGCGGUAGUUGUAGGAGUGGCUAAAGGCGGAGACGGCGAGGACGAGCCCGUCGACGUGGGAGGCGGACACGCAGACGGGGACGCCCUCGGCGCCGGCGUCGCGCCCGACGUUGAACAUGCGCGCCGAGACGUAGCCGUGGACGUACAGGUCCAGCGGGUCGCCGAGCGAGGCGCUGGGGCGGUCGAAGGAGCCCAUCUGCCCGAUCAUAGGCAGGGUGACGGGGAAGGGCGAGUCCCCGGGCGGGUUGAAGGACACGUGCAGCAGCAGCGUGCUGUUGAUGAGGCCGUGGAUCUUCUCCAGCGCGUAGAUGCCUAGUUUUAUGCGUGCCGCCGGGCGUGCGUGUUAGUGAGGAAGAGCGCUGCGCGCGAGGCGCGG